AUGGCAAACAAUUUGAACACUGUUGUUCAAAGUAUUCGACACAACAACGAAGUCGGAAGCAGUGAUAAACCUCUCGUAUUGUUGAAUGAGUUAGAUUAUCCGGAAUGGAAGAUACGAUUUGAACGAUACAUCAAAGCGAAAGAUUUAAAACUGUGGUUAUGUAUGACGUUACGAAUUGGAGGACAACCUGCUCGAACUUUGACAAUUACAGCUUUGUACCGUGCAAAGCAAACUGAAAAGGGAAGUAAUUUAGGUGUUGCUUUCGUUUCAGAUGCUUCUCAAGGGGAUCCUGCAAACCAUAAUUCCUUUGUCGUUGGUAGCAAUAGUGGAAUUAAAAUUGGUGGAAUCCCUAUAUCUUUUGGAAGGUCAUUGUCAAGUGCUAGGCCAAGUGAACCAACCAUGAAUGUUCCUAAAAUCGACCCGCAUAGUCUUAAGCUCAUAGAAGAAAAUAUGGCACUUCUUGCCUCAUUCAUGACAACAUUCAAUAAUUUUGCACUUGGUAAAUUAGUUGAACCAUCGACUCUCGAUGAAGAUCUUGAUCAAAUCGAUCAAGAUGAAUUAGAAGAGCUUGAUUUGCAACUAAGUAUGGCGUUAUUGGUAAGAAGUGCGAAGAAAUUUCUUCAGCGAACGGGAAAGAGUUUCAUUGGUGGUAACACAAAGACACGAAUGGGAAUUGACAUGACCAAAGUAAAAUGCAACAACUGUGGUAUCUAUGGUCAUUAUGCAAGAGAGUGUCAAAAACCGAAGAGUAGAGAAGGAAGUAAUGGUCAAGGAAGCUCAACAAGAUCCAACAACAACAGUCUAGCCCUAUCCAAUACAACUUCUACCACUUCAACAACAACCACAUCUGAUAACCUUACUCCUAAUGCUAAUAACGCUAUGAUUGUUCAACCCCUUCAAACUGUUAAUGAGCCACACGAUUGGGGGAUUGUAAUGGAAGAAACAGCUACUGCUAUUGUUUCACAAGCGUUCUUUGCCGAGAGUGUUGAAGAAGGGUUUGGAGAUUUGUUUGAAGAGGCGAAUGUGGAAGAGUUGACUGUGGUGGCGGAAGCUCUAAGUGAGAAUUUGGAAAUGGAGAAAAUCAUUGAAGCUGAAGAAAACAAGAGAAAAGAGAACAUGGAAGAAGAAAGAAGAAAGAAAGAAGAAAAGAAAGUUGAAAAGAAAGAUGAAAAUGAUCGUUUUGAAUUCAAGAUUGCAGCCGAAGAAAUGCAACGCUUGGCUGAUAAAGAAAUGACAAAGAUGAAAGAAGGAAAAGCAGAAAGCUCGGAUCAAGCUUUCAUGACUAACAUCGAGGUACAAUCUAAAUCUGAUGAUAAAAGAUGUCCUAGAUGCGUAGACUUUGUUGCUAAGUGUGACAGAUACGCACUCCAUAACAGUAAUUUGAUUACUGAUCUGGAGAAAUCUAGAGAGUUAAUUGUCGCGCUUUUGAGGGCCGACAAAGAACAUAGAAGUCAGGUGCUUGCCUUGAAAAAGGACAUCUCUGAAUUUGAGAGACGACUUGCUCAAGCGACGAUUAAGAAUCAAGAUUUAAAAUCUGAACUUGAAACUUGUCAAAACACUGUUUUGGAAAAGAAACAAUUAAUUUUAGACAAAGAUAACUUGAUUCUUGAUCUGCAGCGAAAACUUGAGAAGUUUGAAAGUUCAUCAGAUGUGAUGAAUUUUUGCAUAAACAAUCUUCGUCUCAAAGAUUCAGAAGAUGAGAUGUUUGGUGUUGGUUACAAGAAGGUUCCACCUCCUAUUUACCACAACUAUACAUCGACACCUACGAUUGAUCCUGAAAUUGCAGAUUUCGUUCCAACUGCUCUAUUGACUGUUGAUCCUUUGAGUGAGGAAGAAUCUGAAUCCGAAUCGGAAUCAGAACAAAAGAGCACGAGUGAUGUUAAAACAAACGAAAUUGAUUUAAGCAAAAUUGAAAAUUUGAUAAACUCAAAGAUUUUGGAAGCUUUAAAUCAAGUUCAAAAUGUUCAAAAGCCGAAGCCUAAAAACAAAGGUAAAAAGAAUGUUAAAAACAUUUCAAAAACCAACUUUGUGAAAGGCGAAAGCUUUAACAUAGAAGGUGAAACGAUUGAAAAAGGCUCAAAUUCUGAAUUUGUGAAACAAAAGGCAAAAGGCUCAAACGUAGCAUCCUCAUCCUCAAAUAGACACUUAGCUGCAAAUUGUCCAAACGACAAUGGAAAGAGUCGUGUUGAUCCUAAACUUGAUAAACCUUUUGUCACCAAACCACAAAAUGAACCUAAAAAGAAUGAAAAGAAAAGUGGUAAAACUCAAAAAGGAGAAAAGCCUAAGGUUGUAAAGCUAGAAAGCAAACCUGUUUCUAAACAAAAGGAUAAAAAUCAAAAACAAAAGGAUCAGGAUACCGAUUCAUCAUAUGAUGAUAGCCAUCGUGGUUCAGAUCGUGGAUCGGAAAGUUCUUCAGCAAAACGUGAAAGUCGUCAGAAAACCCCUGCUCGACGACCAAAUCGUGAACAGCUGAAGAGAGCUAUCUAUAUUUGGUAUAUCGAUAGUGGUUGUUCCAAGCAUAUGAUGGGGAACAAAGAAUUGUUGUCAAAUUUGAAAUCUAUUUGUAGUGGUUAUGUUAACUUUGCGGGUGAAAAGGGUGGAUAUAUCACGGGUGAAGGUUUUGUAUCAAACGGCAAGAUCACCUUGCACAAGGUGAACAUUGUUGAAGAACUGAAGCACAACUUGUUGUCAGUUUCUCAGAUCUAUGAUAACAAGUAUUCAAUUCAUUUCACAGAUAAGGCUUAUUUUGUUCUAUAG
This is a messenger RNA of Helianthus annuus (common sunflower), 2757 nucleotides long. RefSeq lists its product as uncharacterized. The record is from RefSeq and is a predicted model, not a curated record. The transcript is spliced from 4 exons. The coding region runs from base 1 to 2757 and encodes 918 amino acids. Lineage: Eukaryota; Viridiplantae; Streptophyta; Magnoliopsida; Asterales; Asteraceae. Gene Ontology annotation, molecular function: nucleic acid binding; zinc ion binding.